UCCGGUUUGGGCAGUGAAUGGGGGAAGUACGGGUGCUGCAGAAUUUAUGGGCUGCCAAUAUGGAUUUGCAAGUACAUCCGGAAGGAUACUAGGGGCUUUAUGGGCCUGUGUGUGUGAAUUUUUCGUGGCUGAGGGACAAUACUUGUGUUCGCCACCGCACCAGCUUGUACUGCACUUAUGGGACUUGCCACGUCGCCAAGUCAUACUGCAGUGCUGGUAUAUGAAAGACCCAGGAUGUACUAGGCCACUAGUACUCGCCAGCUCACCAAAAGGUAGUGCGGCACUAGUACUGGCACCCUGCUGCAUAUGAGAGUCAUCA
This is a messenger RNA of Staurois parvus, 319 nucleotides long. The record is from the annotation of a GenBank genome assembly. NCBI's taxonomy places the organism in Eukaryota, Metazoa, Chordata, Amphibia, Anura, Ranidae.